Molecule: messenger RNA, 3543 nt
Organism: Lecanosticta acicola
Lineage: Eukaryota; Fungi; Ascomycota; Dothideomycetes; Mycosphaerellales; Mycosphaerellaceae
Source: the annotation of a GenBank genome assembly
AUGUCCUUCAGCAUUUCUAGUCCGGCUUCUUCACCAUGGGACACUCCAGCAAAUGAGCAACCGCGACCACAGAACAAGCGCAUCAACUCCCAGUGGCGACCGGCCGUAGCUCCUUCGCCAUAUCAACAGGCUGCGCUCACUAGCGGUACUCCAGCACCAGCAGCUCGAGACCCCGGCAGCUACUUUCCACCUCAACCCUCUCCACAACCUCCCACCAUGAGUUACGGCCAGCAGCCCGGAAUGGGCCAGUACCCUCCGCAGUAUGACGGGCAACAGGACGUCAGCGGGCUGACGCAGCAGAUGGGUCAAAUGGGCAUGGACGGAGGUGCCGCUCAGUCAGGCCGAAGGAAGAAGGACAGACAUGCGUACCAUCAGAUUGAGCAGCCUGCAGGAGGAGCACAGAGCUUUGGAGCACAACCCGCGGGCCAGUAUAUGAACGGACAAGCAUCGACUGCACAGUCUGGUGCGGGCGUGGAUCCCUCGCAGCAGGCUCCGUGGCAUCAGACAACGCAGCCGUGGCAAUCGCAACAACUGCCGCAACCCGCCAACAAUCAGUUCCAGCCGCAGGCAGGCACGCCGAUCAGUAUGGGCGCCGGCGGACAGCAACAAGGUGCUCCUGCCGCAGGUGCACAGGGCCGCGUGAAUCCGGAUCAAAUACCAAGCGUGCCUCUGAGUAGGGAUCUGCCGACCGAAUACUACAAGGCGCAUAUCUAUCCCACAAUGGAGCAGCGAUUACCGCCGCCCUCUACGACUCCCUUCGUUGCGUACGACCAGGGGAAUGCGUCGCCAAAGCAUGCGCGACUGACAUUGAACUGCAUCCCGAAUUCCCAGGAACAACUAGCCACGACUGGGCUCCCACUGGGUCUCGUAGUACAGCCUCUCGCGAAGCAGACUGAAGGCGAAGCUGCGAUCCCUGUUCUGGACUUUGGCGAAGUGGGGCCGCCGCGUUGUAGGAGAUGUAGAGCAUAUGUCAACCCAUUCAUGGUUUUCUCGAAUGGCGGCAACAGAAUGACCUGCAAUCUGUGCGGUCACCCGAAUGAAGUCGGCCCAGAGUACUUCGCCCCCACGGACCCUUCUGGGGUACGAGUGGAUCGUCAAGAGCGUCCAGAGCUGAUGCUCGGAACCUGUGAAUUCCUGGUGCCCAAGGAGUACUGGUCGAAGGAGCCUGUGGGUAUGCGCUAUCUGUUCCUUAUCGAUGUGAGCGCAGAGGCAUGCAAUCGUGGGUUUUUGAAAGCCAUGUGCGAUGGCAUUCUUGCCGCACUCUACGGCGAUGACCUGGAGACCCCUGCAAAGGACGAGAGCGAUACGCAGGCCAACGGCGAGGCGCCUCGCACGGCGACCAAAGUCCCUCCAGGCGCAAAAGUGGGGUUUGUUACUUUUGAUCGCGAGAUCCACUUCUACAACGUUUCGUCCGCGCUUUCAGCACCACAGGAGCUUGUUAUGUCGGAUCUCGAAGACCCGUUUACACCCAUCUCUAACCAGCACCUCUUCGUGGACGCCGCCGAGAGCAAGUCUAAUAUCGUUACACUCCUGCGACAGAUGCCGAUGAUGUUCGAGAGGAUCAAGCAAGCAGAGCCCGCUCUCCUGCCGUCAUUGACUGCAGCGCUCUCUGCACUAUCGGACACGGGUGGCAAGGUCAUGUGCAGUCUGGCGAGUCUUCCUACAUACGGGCCUGGAAAGCUUGCCAUGCGUGAUAAAGGAAUGCAAACUGCGUCCAACGACCACCCUGAACAGGAGAAAGUCCUCUUGGGAACCGAGAACCAAGGCUUCAAGAAAAUCCAGGCUGACAUGGUCAAGGCCGGCGUUGGAGUGGACUUCUUCCUGAUGGCUCCAGCUGGCGGAUACCUCGAUAUUGCCUCGAUUGGCCUCGUUGCUGAGAAGACGGGUGGCGAGACGUUCUACUAUCCCAAUUGGGCAUAUCCUCGGGACACACUCAAGCUGGAGAAGGAACUUAGCCACACUGUCCAGAGAGACCAGGGUUAUCAAGCUCUGAUGAAGGUCCGCUGCAGCAAUGGUCUGCAGAUCUCACACUACAGCGGUAACUUCACACAACAUACUUUCGGCGCCGACCUGGAGAUGGGCAGCGUCACCCAAGACAGUGCCAUGUCCGUGACUUUCUCAUACGAUGGUAAAUUGGAACUUCGCAAUGACGCCCAUUUUCAGUCUGCUCUUCUAUACACUACUGCGACUGGUCAGCGCCGAGUUCGAUGCACAAACACCGUCGCAACUGUCACAGAGAAUGCUCGCGACAGCAUGCGGCUGGUCGAUCAAGAUGCCGUGGUCGCCAUUCUCGCAAAGGGCGCGGCAGCAAGAGUACCACAACGGUCGCUGGCAGAGAUGCGCCAGACGUUGCAGGACAAGAGCAUUGAUGUGCUUUCUGGAUAUCGAAAACAUCACUCGGGAUCGCACCCUCCCGGACAGCUCGUCAUGCCAGAAAAUCUCAAAGAGUUUGCUAUGUAUAUGCUCGGUCUGAUCAAGUCGAGAGCCCUGAAAGGUGGCAAGGAACCCAGCGAUCGACGUAUUCAGGAGCUGAGGGCGCUGAAGGCGAUGGGUCCUGCCGAACUCAGCCUUUACCUUUACCCUCGAAUCAUCGCACUGCAUACCUUGGAGCCCGAUGAAGGCUUCGCCGACGAAAACGGUCACCUCAAAAUGCCCCGUUCAAUCAGGGCCAGCUACAGCAACAUUGAAGAGGGUGGAGCGUACUUGAUCGACAAUGGACAGAUACUGCUACUCUGGCUUCACCAGCAAGUCAGUCCCAACCUGCUUGAGGAUCUGUUCGGACCGGACUUCAACGACCUGCAAAAUCUGGAUCCUAACUUGAACACAUUGCCCGUUCUGGAGACGCUGCUAAACGCCCAAACCCGGAAUAUCCUCUUGUCUCUUGAGCAAGGCGCGGGAACUGGCAGAGGCUCGAAGGGCUUGUCUAUUCAACUCGCGCGCCAAGGGCUGGAUGGCGCGGAAUUCGAGUUUGCGCGCUUGCUGUACGAGGACCGCAACGGGGAGGCGAGCAGCUACGUCGACUGGCUUGUCCAGCUUCACCGAGGCGUGAGCAUGGAUGUGGGUCCAUCGUAGUCUUGUCAACACGAGAACAUGUCGCUAAUCACGAGUUGCAGAUGAGCGGUCAGCGAUCCAAAGCAUCGUCGAAUGAUGUCUCGCAUACGAUCAGUGAUACCAUCACGACGAUUGCGAGCAACGUGCCCUACUGGAGUUGAUCCCUCUUUUGAAUAUUGAGAAACUCAGUGGCUGUGCUAAACGGAAGUAGGGUCGCGCAACCCCUCUAAGGUCUCAACCGAUACCAAGCGUCGUGACUGUGAAGGGUCCAGGGGAUCGAAAGUCAGAUUCAUCAUGAAGAUUCCGCCCUUUCCGAAGCCAACGCUGCGGUUGAGCAGUCCACUCGCGAAGGGUCUCCUUCGUGUACUACCGCCAGCCGCCGUUGUUGGGCGCGGCAUCCUCGACGAUGAAGAGGAUCCUGUCAGUUUAGGAGACGAUGUGACCGAAGAGAUGAUGGUGCCUUUGACUAGCAUAGGGCGAUAUUCCAUAUGA